Molecule: messenger RNA, 633 nt
Organism: Aspergillus ochraceoroseus IBT 24754
Lineage: Eukaryota; Fungi; Ascomycota; Eurotiomycetes; Eurotiales; Aspergillaceae
Exons: 3
Coding region: 110-493 (127 amino acids)
Source: RefSeq, a predicted model, not a curated record
UGUCGUUCAGUCUAAUCAUUACUUCAGAGUUGGAAAGGUGUUUUCGGUUCUAUGGCAUGAGAAUGAUGGACGUGGAAAGCCCGGGACUUACUUGAGCACUACACAAUUUAUGGGUAAAUUUGGAGAGCCCAUCUACAGUACAAUCCGACGGAUGGUGGUCGUCAAGGUAUUCAGUGACUGUUCCUGGUGCUUCCCGAUAAGCACCUAUGGUGGACAGGGUGUUGCUAAAUCUGGAGUCAAUCCAUCGAAACAUGCUAUGGUUUACAUGACUCAUACACGCCCAACCCGGAGCGUCCACGAGCCGGAAAUGACCAAGGAGCCUUUAGAGGUGUCUCCAGCUCGGUAUGAUGAAAGGCUGGAUGAGAUGUCAAGACUCAAUUUCGGCAAAAUCUACACGGUCGAGCACAAUGUGAAGGUGCUGCCAAUCGGAGAAAUCGCCUCACGAUCCAUGAGCAAAUUCCUCAAUUAUGCAAGGCCCGAACUCGCUAUUUAGUAGGCCCAAGUGAAAUCCGGCUCACCUGGGCUCACUUCUCAAGAAGCUAAAUAUUUCGUUCUUUUGGAUACGACAACCCAUUCAUGAUACUUCCCUUAUGUCUCUCCGCAAUACGUGUUUGACGAAACAACCCUAAUAUG